This is a messenger RNA of Symbiodinium necroappetens, 2901 nucleotides long. The record is from the annotation of a GenBank genome assembly. Lineage: Eukaryota; Dinophyceae; Suessiales; Symbiodiniaceae.
AUGGGAUUUGGCCCGCUACGCGUGAUCAAUGAAGAUCAUGUCGCUGCGGGCCGAGGUUUUGAUACGCACGGACAUCAGGAUAUGGAAAUUAUCUCGUAUGUGAUAUCAGGCACCAUGGCACACAAGGACAGCCUUGGCACAGGUUCAGAGAUCAAAGCCGGAGAAGUACAGCGCAUGACCGCCGGUACUGGCGUACGCCACAGUGAAUUUAAUGUGUCGACAACUGACCCACUGCACUUCCUGCAGAUCUGGAUCCUGCCCGAAAAGCAGGGCCUGGCGCCUGGGUAUGAGCAGAAAUCUUUUGCCGAUAUACCUAAAGACAAUCGCCUGGUUCUGGCAGGUUCACGCGACGGUCGCAAUGCAUCCGUUACCAUUCAUCAGGAUGUUGACCUUUAUCUCUCAACGCUGAGUAACAACGUCCACGUGGCGCACGAAAUAGAGCCUGGCCGCAAGAUGUGGCUGCAGGUGGUACACGGAGAUGUCGCCGUUAAUGAUGAAGGCCUGUCCAGUGGUGAUGGUUUUGCGUUCAAAAACACCAGCGCAUCAGCUGUGCGGGUGAGAUUGAAAAUGACAGACAACACCAAUGCAGCGAAUACUGCAGUCGCAAUCGAAUCCCUGCUCGCUCAGCGCAGAAGCCCUUACACCUUUGAUCCGGGCAAAGAUGUCGGUGAACAGGACCUGCAGGCUCUGUUUGAAGCGGCACGCUGGACCAUGUCCUCUUAUAACGCCCAACCCUGGCGCUACAUCGUCGGCGUGAAAUCCCGGUCGCCAGCUGUAUGGCAGCAAAUUCAUGACGUGCUGGUUGAAGGCAACCAGGGUUGGGCGCAGCACGCGCCAGUUCUGGCGCUGGGACUGACAAACAGCGUUUUCGAACACAACGGCAAGGAAAACAAGGCGGCUAUGCACGAUCUGGGCGCGGCAUCUGCUAACCUCACAUUCGAAGCUACCGCGCGAGGGAUCAGCGUGCACCAGAUGAUUGGUAUCGAACCCGAAAAGGCGACAAACGCCUUCAGCCUGCCCUCAGAAAUCCUCCCGGUUACCGCGUUGGCUAUAGGCUAUGCAGGAAAUAACCCGCAGUUGGCGGCUGAACUUGCGCAGCGGGACCAACAACCGCGGGAGCGGAAGGCAGUGGCAAAUUUUCUAAUGGCGGGCGCGGUUAUCGCCGUGCCUAUCUUCAAAAUGCUCGGGCUCGGCUCGGUACUGGGAUACCUUGCAGCCGGCGCACUCAUCGGUCCAUGGGGCCUUGGCCUGAUCGACGACGUUGAUGACAUCCUGCAUUUCGCUGAGCUCGGAGUGGUGAUGUUGCUGUUUAUCAUCGGCCUGGAGCUGAAGCCGUCACGCUUGUGGGCGCUGCGACGCUCCAUUUUCGGUUUUGGCAGCGCUCAGCUGUUCCUGUCCGCCAUUCUGAUUGGUACCUUUGCCUACCUGUUAGGUAACCCGCUGCAGAUCGCGCUAGUCAUCGGUCUGGUACUGGCCCUUUCUUCCACUGCAUUUGCACUACAGCUGCUUGCAGAGCGCGGCGAGCUCACCCGACGCCAUGGUCGCUCUGCAUUUGCAACGCUGUUGUUUCAGGAUCUUGCUGUGGUUCCUCUACUGGCGCUGGUACCUUUGCUUGGUGGCGCAUCAUCCCAGGACUUCCAAUGGCAGGCGGUAGCCAUCGCAGCGGGCACCGUUGUUGCUGUUGUUUUCCUGGGUGGCUGGGUACUGAAAAACCUGCUGAAGAUUGUUGCCCGCAGUCGGGUACGCGAAAUUCUCACGGCUACCGCACUGCUGACGGUUCUUGGCACAGCCAGUCUGUUGGAGCAUGCCGGUUUAUCCAUGGCCCUUGGCGCUUUUCUGGCAGGUGUAUUACUUGCAGACACAGAAUUCAGACAUCAGUUAGAGGCGGACAUUGAACCGUUCAAAGGCUUGUUACUCGGCUUGUUUUUCAUAGCGGUUGGCAUGUCGAUGAAUCUUGGCCUGAUCGCUGAAAAACCCUUCAGCAUUGUCGGGAUGGUGAUCGUGCUGGUGAGCAUCAAGUCGCUGGUACUGUAUACACUGGGUAAAUGGCAAGGCCUGGAAAACACCUCAGCCAGGCGAUUGGCGUGGGUGUUAUCCCAGGGAGGAGAAUUUGCAUUUGUCAUUUUUGGUGUUGCUGUAACGACAUCGGUGUUACCCAGCAGCACAGCAGAGUUGUGGAUCGUGGUGGUUUCUCUGUCUAUGUUAACCACGCCACUUCUUAUGUUUUUAGAGGACAAGCUGUCUAGCCAACGCUCAACCGACCAACCUUACGAAGUACCCGAUGACGAUGAACCCAGGGUCAUUAUUGCCGGGUUCGGUCGCUUCGGACAGAUUAUUGCACGGGUGCUCAGUGCUAAGAAAAUUCCGUUUACCGCACUGGAUGCCAGCCAGGAGCAGGUGGAUUUUGUAAAACAGUACGGCAACAAAAUUUACUAUGGCGACGCCUCCAGAUUAGAUCUGCUGGAAGCCGCGGGUGCAGAAAAUGCUUCGUUGUUUGUUCUGGCAAUUGACGAGGCCCAGGCGUCUCUACAAACCGCCGCAAUUGUUUCAAAACACUUUCCGCAUCUGAAAAUUUACGCCCGAGCGCACAAUCGUAAACACGCCUAUCAGCUUAUGGAUCUGGGUAUCGAAAUCAUCCGCCGCGAUACCUUUUAUUCAGCUUUAAGUAUGACCGAGGCUGUGUUGACAGGUUUAGGUUACAGCGCUGCACGAGCCCAGCAAUCGGUUGAAGCCUUCGAGGCCAAAGACGUAGAGCGUCUGCAUGCACAUCAACACCUGCACAACGACAAUGAAAAAAUGCAGGACCUGGCAAAAACCGCAGCCAAAGAGCUGGAAGAAAUGUUUGCCGCAGACGCCGCCAGCGAAGAAACAACACCCUCUUGGAUGCAGCAAAAACCUUGA